GGACCCAGCGGCUCACUGACCGUCCUGCUCCGGUGGAGACAACACGAGGGAGACACCGACAGGACCGGGAACCACCGACUGAUCCCCGGCUCCUGAGCUCGUUCCCCGGGGAACUGGGAGAAACUGGAAAACAAAGAGAGAAGACAUCUUUUAUUUUCUGAACGUGCUGUCGGUGCAGGUGAACUUUGAGCUCCAUCAUUGACUUGACUCAGUUUGAAACUUUUGAACCUCUCUGGAUGUCUCUCUCUGGAACAUGUUAGCGGCGGACAGUGGUUUGUGCUGCAGAGCCGAGCUGCUACUCGUCCCGGCUGCUCAGUGACCCGCCGCCCGUCCGUCAUCACAGCAGAGCCGAGCGAAGAAGCCAAACUCCGCCGACCUCCAUGGAGCGGUCACCGCGGCUCUGACUCUACCCAGGAAUGGAGCGCUCCUCCGGGACACAAGUGCACUGUUGAAGACCGCUGCAGCUGUCCUGCUAGCUCAUAGUUCAGAGUGGUUCUUUUACCUCUAAAACGUGUAGCACUGCCAUUAAAAGUCGGUCAAGACAUUAUUUCGCCAUGUCCCCCCCCUCGCGGGCCCGCUGCCCCUGGUUGCUCUGGAGACGGACCCUGCUCGCGCUGUGGCUGUGCGCGCUCGGGGCGCGUGCAGCGGAGGAUGGGGGCUCCUUCAACGCGGAGUCAUGGCUGAGGAUGUAUGGUUACCUGCCCCAGGCCAGCAGACAGAUGUCGACCAUGCGAUCAGCUCAGAUCCUAUCCAACUCCAUCAGCGAUAUGCAGCGGUUCUAUGGUCUGGAGGUCACCGGACAGAUGGACCCUCAAACCAUCAGCGCCAUGAAGAGACCCCGCUGUGGUGUGCCUGACAAGUUUGGAGGCCAGAUCAAAACCAAUGUGCGGAAGAAGCGCUACGCCCUCACUGGACAUAAAUGGAACAAGAACCACCUCACAUACAGCAUCCAGAACUACACUCCCAAGAUCGGAGAGUAUAAUUCAUAUGAAGCCAUCCGGCGGGCCUUUAAAGUCUGGCAGAGGGUCACCCCAUUGACCUUUGACGAGAUCCCUUACCAGGAGAUCAAAUAUGGACGACGCAAGGAGCCCGACAUCAUGAUCUUCUUUGCUUCAGGUUUUCAUGGAGACAGCUCUCCUUUUGAUGGAGAGGGAGGAUUCCUCGCCCACGCCUACUUCCCUGGACCUGGAAUGGGCGGGGACACGCACUUUGAUUCCGAUGAGCCGUGGACAAUAGGAAACCAGAACAUACAAGGUAAUGACCUCUUCCUGGUCGCAAUCCACGAGCUGGGUCACGCCCUGGGUUUAGAGCACUCCAACAACCCACUGGCCAUCAUGGCUCCCUUCUACCAAUGGAUGGAGACUGAGAACUUCCAGCUGCCUGAGGACGACCGGAGGGGCAUCCAGCAGAUCUACGGUCACUCCGACAGUGGUCCCACCCAGGCCCUGCCCACAGUGACUCCACGUCGCCCGGAACCUCGGCCACCUCAAACACCACCUCGCCAUCCUGACCGUCCCAGAACCACUGAAAGGCCAGAUCACUAUGGACCCAAUAUCUGUGAGGGGAACUUUGAUACAGUCGCCAUGCUCAGAGGAGAGAUGUUUGUUUUCAAGGGCCGCUGGUUCUGGCGGGUGCGUCGGAACAGGGUACUGGAUAACUACCCCAUGCCCAUCAGUCACUUCUGGCGGGGUCUGCCUGGAGAUAUCGAUGCAGCCUAUGAAAGACACGACGGCAGGUUCGUCUUCUUUAAAGGAAACAGAUUCUGGCUUUUCAGGGAGGCUAACCUGGAACAUGGCUAUCCAAUGGAGCUGACUGAUUAUGGUCAGGAUAUUCCCUACGACCGAAUAGACACGGCCAUCUGGUGGGAGCCAUCCGGCUACACUUACUUCUUUCAAGGAGACUGGUACUGGCGUUUCAAUGAGCAGUCGCGCUCAGCUGACAGAGGCUACCCGAAACCAAUCAGCGUCUGGGGAUCGUCAGUGCCCUCUGCUCCCAAGGGGGCCUUCCUCAGCGAUGACGGAGCUUACACUUUCUUCUACAAGGGUUCCAAGUACUGGAAGUUUGACAACCACCGCAUGAAGAGUGAACCAGGCUACCCCAAGUCCAUACUAAGAGACUUCAUGGGCUGCAGUGUAGACCUGGACCCAGACAGAGACACAGACACCGACUCAGGGCGGAAAAUCCCAGAUGUGAACCGUCCGCCAUUUAACCCAGACGCAGGACGUGAAGGUGACCAGGACAAAGAACAGGACGGAACGGAUAAAGGUGGAACAGACAAAGACACGGGCAAGGGAUCAGACAGUGACAAAGACGAGGACUACCGCGAGGGCCGGGAGGAGGGCACCAACGAAGUGGACGUGGUGCUGAAGGUGGACGACAGCGAGGAGCGGACCAUGAACAUCCUGAUGGUAACCAUCCCACUGGUCUUGGUGCUGUGCAUCCUGGGAUUGAUCUACGCCAUCAUCAACACGCUGCAGAGCAAAGGGGCGCCGCGGCUGCUGGUGCACUGUAAGCGCUCACUGCAGGACUGGGUGUGACCCUGGACAUUAGGGGGACAAUGAACUUUGAACUUGAAUCUGAAUUUAGACACCCGCCUCCUCUAAUCCCAGCCUCUCCCUCAGUGACCCAUCUGUCUCACAUCUCUGUGCUUAGUGGCUCUGAAACUCUUAAUACUUGUGGUAGUAGAUCCACACACACAAAAACUAGAAUCAAGCAUAAAUUAUGUAUUACAUAUACACACACACUCGCACACACAUCAUCCUAACCUCCUCUUGUCUCCCAAGGUGCUCUACAAUGCGUUGACUGUAGUCUAUUUAUAUGAGAGAAGUUUGCACAUUUUUUUUUUGGUAUUUUUGUUUGGAUUCAUUUUGUGUGACUUUUUGUUAUUAUUUUUAUUUCUAAACCAGGAAGGCCGCUCUGUUCUCUCUUCCUCCCCCUUUCCCUAAUCUCAGUGGGGGCUUUUUCCUCUCUGAUAACUUGACAUCUGCGUAUGCUAUUACUCUUCCCACAAAAGAAAGACACAUGCAAAAGGCUGGAACAGACGGGUCACUAAACGUCCACGUAAGGUUUAGCUGUGUUCCUUCCUCCUUUCAUGAUCAUCUUCUUCACCUUGCUCCAUCUCCUUGCUUGUUUCUGCAGUAGAGCACAGUCUUCCAGAGUGUGAGAGCUGAGAUGGGAAGCAGCAGGGUUUGGUCCCAGCAGACAUUUCAGUUUUGACGUGGUUGUUAGUCUGAAGAUUGAAUCUGGAGUUGGGCUUGUUCUUCAUACAGAUGAUGCUUUAGUUUUAAGGGAUAAUUCCAAUCAACUCACAUCUUGUUUGUUGCAGUUUUAUCCAUUGAUUGUAAAAGUUGCUGGAGAACUUGUUGCGAUGGGAUUACUCCAUUUAACAUGCUGACAUACUCACUGGUCGAACCACACCCAGGUCUGAACCUUUAUUUUGAUCUCAGGUACAAACUUGUAGAGUUCAUGAUAGCAUCUUGCGCAGCUGUGACUCUAUGGAAGUGACAAAAACUGUCUACAGUGCAACAAACAUCAGUCGUUAAACCUGCUUCUGUGGUAGUUACGCUAAAGAUGUUUCAGACCUUACCUCAAGAGGAAGUCCUUAGAAGUGGGUCCAGAAUUUUUUCUAUCACACUAUCACACUUUUCUAUCUAUAGUCAGGCGAGGGGUGGUGCAGUAGGCAGAGGCAGUAUAGAACCUAUGAAUUGUGCUGCAGGGAUUUUUGUUUGCAGCACACCUACACUAGUGUCAGCUCAUAUGACCAAAGACCUAGUUCAAAGUUCAGUUCAUACAGAUGAAAAUGAACUAGUUCACGUUCAUUUGUUCCAUUUUUUAUUGGGAGGAUUUAGAUGAUAAACUUACCAUUAUGUAUGUAGUUACUAAUCGAUGGUGUCAGAUCAUGAAUCGGGAUCCUCUGGUCACUUUAACACUGAGUCCUGACUGUGAGCUUCACGUCUCGCGCUGUCCAGAGUCGCAAAAUGUUGAUGACUAAAACACUAAGUAAACUUCAUGCCCUAUGCAAUUGCCUCGUUAGCAUAUAUGGACUCUGUGGCUUUGCUCACAUCGGCUCCAUAUUUUUGCCAUGAUCACACCUAGUUAAAUGCUGAGAUCUGUGAAUUGGGCACGCAGCAUUAUUGCCAAAAUGAAAUCUAACACUUAGCUUAAAUGAGGACAGAUAUUAAAACUAUCAUCCAAACAAUAAUUAGUUCACUAAAUAAUUCACUAAAUAAUCACUAUCCACAGUCACAAUAUGAUAAAAAGAGGUGAUGACUAAAUCUACAAAAAUAAAUCCCAAUCUGUAACACAGCAUAAUUACCUUUUGAAGUCAGACUGCUUGUGCCUUGUUUUCCUUCUUUCUCUUGUGCCCACACAGUUGGACAAUAGGUCUACCUCUUUUCCUCUCCUUACUUGGAAACCAUUUAAAGACCUCUUUGGCUGAAAAGGUAAACAGACGUUUGAGGGUACCCUCUUCCUUUAGCUUUCAUUUAUGUGGCUAAUUCUCAUAGAGCCUCUUCUCUGUCAACAAUGAGACUCCAGAGGAGACAGACUAAUGGUUAAUUUAAAGUCAGCUCACUAUGAAAUAACACAGGAGAGGCAGCAUUUAUUGCAUCUGUGUGUGUUUGUGUGUGUGUGACAAAACAAGAGACAAAGCAAAGCCACAGCUUUUAAUUUCAGAGCAGGAUGUUGCACCACAAAACAACCCAGCAGUCACAGGGUGCAGCUAAUGUACCAAGGACUUAAUAACAGCCUUUUUACUGCUUGCGCUUUUUUUUUUUAAAGUAAGAAACCUCCCUGACAACCUGUGGUCUUUUUGUUAUAAAGAUAGUGAAGCUGUGAGCACCAGGGUGGGCUCGGGCUAUGCAGGCUCAUGUGAUCACAGACUAAUCCUCUUCAUUAAAAAACAGCAGGUGUGUGCAAAUGCUGUUCACCCCCGCGACCCCUAAACUAAACCUUGAACUUCAAGAAUGAAAACACAACCCCCUCCCACGAGCAGAGAUAGGAUAAAGGGUAGUGUGUACACAGGAACAAUUUUAUUAUUUUUAUGGUUUUUAACAUAUAGCUACUUUAGCUAUACUAAUUAUUUGCAAACUACUUUAAAAUACAUGCCAUAGAGUUUUUACUUUUGGUGGCAACCUUUGUUUUCCAUUCAUUCAUAGACGAUGUGAAAGUCACAAAAAUUAUUAUUGAUUCAAAAUCUGCCUAUAGAUUUUAAUGCUGUGACAUAAUUAAAAAAGGAAAAGGUUUUAAAUAGCAGUAAAGGGGCUAGUACCUGCAAAACCAGUGGUGUUGUCCUGUAAAAACUUGUCCAUGAAAGAGAAAAGAAAGAAAGCUAAGAUAAUUUCACUUGAGCUCAUUAUGGGUACAUUUUCAAGAAUUUAUUUUGGUACCUGUGAAUGUUUCAAGAUUUUAAAUGUAGUCCCAGCAACUGAUAAGACAAGGUUUUCCCAUCCUUGUUUUUUUUUUUUUAAUAAGAAAAUUAGCCCUUUGUUUGCAAACCAGGCUGAAGUGAGUGAGAGUGUAGGGCUGGAAGACUUGAGAGAGUGACCCCAAAUAGGAAUAGGAAGGAGGCUUAUCUGAGGCAGCAUUAGGUAAACUGCCCCCCUGACCAGAGGGGGCUCAGCUCACCCAGCUCAGGUUACACAGAUGUGGACGGGGAGGGUGAGGAGAGUCCAAAUUUCCUGCAGCUGAGACAAGGGUGGGGGAUGGGGGAGGGAGGCUGACCUCCUCUCCCUGAGCUUGCAAAGUUUGGAUUUCAGGAACAAGAGGGGGGGGGCAGAGAGAGAGAGAGAACUCUGAUGGCUCUAUCCCACUGGCAACAGCCCAUGUGACCCAAAUUCUCUCUGCUGGCUCAACAACAGUGCUGGUCAGAGAGGAAACUUCAAUUUACAGUAGGAGACAGACCUUCUUGAGGAAUGUGCGCUGUAAGUGCUUUGCUUGUAGUUGUCAGUGUGGCCCGUUACUUUUUCAGACUUUUUACAACAAACUAACUUAAACCUGCCUCGGUGGUAGUUCCGCUACCAUGAAGCCAUCUUAGGAUAUAACCUCUGGAGGAACUCCGAAGAAUAACGUAACACAUUCAUUCUGCUGCGGGGGUCAUGUGUUGUUGUUUGCAGCAGAAAAACCUGACAAACGUUUGUUUGAAAGCUCAGAGUCUCCUGAUCCAUCUGCACAAAGCAUCUCAAGGACCCCCUCACCACCACCAUAUCACUGCAACAGCUAUUGGCCCAGGAUUGAUUUUUUCUGGUUGUAAAAUUUAAAGACUUACCUUUCAAAGGAGAGCAGGGUUAUGACUGUAAUGAAAAAAAGGUUAAAGAACAGUCAUCUUUUUUUCUUUUUUUUACUUCAGGUAAAUCAUUUUCAGUCCUGUGUCCAAAUGUGAGCUGGAACUCUAAAGCACUAGCAGUUGGGCUUAUGCGUCCGGCCUCCAGCAAUGUGAGGACAGGUUGAGGUGACGUACCUCAGCAGACAGAGUCACAGUUAACAGGGCACUCGUGCUGAAAGGGGGAAAAAGGAAGAGCAAAAGCAGCUUCCACCAGAGGUCUGGAGAUUGAUCUGUGGCCAGUCGAUGGACGUUGCCAGGAAACGGUAUCCUGUGUCCAUCGCUCACCUCCUCAUCAUCAGGGUUGGUGUGUGGGGGGAGGGGUGUCUGGUUGGUUGGCGGACACAGCUAAUCAGUGUUAAAAGCACCCCCUCCCUCCUCUUCUUUCUCCUCCCCCUGCCCUGCUCUUCCCUCGAUCCUACAGACACAUCAAUGAGUGCUUGGACAGUCAAGCGUCUGCAAGGUUCUGAAAAUGCAGACUCACUGAUAAAAAGUUGUGUAUGGAGUUAAUUUUGAUAUAUAUAUAUAUUUCAAUCCUCACUUUCUCUCCUCUGUAACCUCCAUACAGAGAGCCCACAGGGACAUAACCACUUCAAAGCGAAAGCAACAACUUCAAAGUUGAAUAAGUCAAGUGUACCUGAGUUUUCUUUACUUGAAACCACAGUUUCGGCAGUUUGAGAGAUUCUCUGUAAAGGUGACACUGACUGGGAUUGAAUUCAGGACAGUUGAUCGUCUCAGGACAGCGAGCAGGGGAGGAAUGUUGAGAGGUUUGGGGAGAAAUCUGUCAGGGCUGAUUGAUGAGUGUGUGUGUGUGUGUGGACUUAAUCAGCUCUACAAUAAGCAAGGGCUGUUUUCCGACUGUAAAUUUCCCACACUGUCUCGAUCCCACCCCUCUUCAUACUCAGCCCGGCCCUCCAAGCCCCGAGGGGAUCAUAAUAACAACAAUGGCCUUCUCUCUCUCUCCCUUCCUCUCUUUUCACUCUCUUUCUCCUCCCCCCAUUUUCUCUCUCCCCUAUUCACACACAAACACAUUAUUCUCUUCUCCAGACUCACCUUCCUCCCCUCCCCACCCCUCCAUCAGGAAACGAGUCCAGGCCAAGGUCCAGCCUUAUGCAGCAGAGCCUGUUUUUAGAUCCACCUCCUUGUUCAGCAACAUUUAACACUUAAGCAAAGACACCAUACCUGUCAGGGUUUGAGUUUGUGGAACAAACACUUGUCACUGGGAGGUCACAUUUAAAUCUGAAGUUGCAAAAGACUUGAGCUGUUCUAUGUUAAUGCCUUGUAUGUUUCGAAGUGCGGGGCCUUGGUGCAAAGUUUGGGUAAGGUUAGGACAUUGCUGAGCUUGUCUGAGCUCUCGUCUCUCUCAAGAUGUGUUUGUGUAAACACUGCAUGUUAAGCCUUCCUGAUUCAGCCCUGCUGUUUUGGCUCUGAGCCCGGGAUUUAUACCUUCUUUUUUUUUUUUUCUUAUAUUUUCAUGAACAUCUCUGUUGAAACUGUCACAAUCAUUCAGAUGGCAAGUUGUCUUUUUGCUCUGUUCGUGCACUCCACUCUGUAUUUGUUGUGUUUCAGCUUCCUGCGAUAGCAGUCGAUCCCUGCGCUGCCUAAUAACCAGAAGGAUCAAACAACCAUUGCAUCAGCCACAUGCCAUGUCUGAAAUUAUGUCAGGAAAAAACAGAUCAAUAAAUAAAACUGAAAUGAUCAAAGAAGAAAAGACAGUCCAACCUGACGUAGAGGAAGACUGGGAUCUGUUUCAGUUUGACUGUGGUUAGUUCUGUGGCUUCUGAUGGCUCAACCCCAGAAGGAUUGUGGGUUCUCCUUUUUUCCCAGAGUGCAUCUCACCUUGCCCAUUGAGCCCAUGCACUCUGAAACCACUCAUCUGAAAUCAUCACUCAUCCGCUCUCCAUGGAACAGGACGGAACAGGAAAGAUGGCUGACAAAUGACUUUCAGCUUCCAUGUCGUCGCUUUGUCCAGAGUGAGUGCAGUGGAUCAGCUCUGGUUGAGAUUCAGACGAGCAUUGGAACUGACGAGGAGCCCACUUAGAGAAAACUGUUUUCAUCCACUAACUGCCGCUACAGUAGUUAUUGGAGCCAGUCGAUUCUGUACUGACCAUCAGUACUUAGCAUCUCACACUAGGUCCUCUUGAACUUCUGUCUUCAUUACUACCUGAGUAAUGGUUCAGUGACUUUCUGAAAAAAAAGAAAAAAAACUUUACCAUCAUCCCUGACUGGGUUCAAAUGGUGAGAAAAAAAUAUACAAAAAAAGCAGCCAAUCAAAACAUGAGGUUAUUGUUGGUCCUUGAUGAUUUGUCUUAUUUUGAUUUUAAUUUGUGAUUUUUUUUUCUCUUCUCUGUUAAUAACAUUCCAAUUAGAUUUUUUUGAUUGGUUGUUAGUGGGUGUUGUUUUUUCUGUAGGAAAUGUAAGAUUUUAUACAUAUGUGUUGUUGUGUGUUCACCUCUAGUUGAGUGUGUUAACAAGCCAUGCUGGACAUGUACACAUUAAAAAUUGCUCUGAAAAUAUUCAA
Molecule: messenger RNA, 8840 nt
Organism: Paralichthys olivaceus (Japanese flounder)
Lineage: Eukaryota; Metazoa; Chordata; Actinopteri; Pleuronectiformes; Paralichthyidae
Gene: mmp15b
Product: matrix metallopeptidase 15b
Biological process (GO): collagen catabolic process; extracellular matrix organization; proteolysis
Cellular component (GO): extracellular matrix
Molecular function (GO): metalloendopeptidase activity; zinc ion binding
Source: RefSeq, a predicted model, not a curated record